Dissoconium aciculare CBS 342.82 is the source of this 707-nucleotide messenger RNA. RefSeq lists its product as uncharacterized. Lineage: Eukaryota; Fungi; Ascomycota; Dothideomycetes; Mycosphaerellales; Dissoconiaceae. The record is from RefSeq and is a predicted model, not a curated record. The transcript has a single exon. The coding region runs from base 217 to 591 and encodes 124 amino acids.
CAAUCUCAUCGUCAACAGCAACUUUCAACGGGCUUGUCCCUCUUUCCCGUUCGUAUUGAUGGGUGAGAAGGUUCAGCCCUGAGUGAUGGAUGGAGAAAGGGUGGAACAUUGGCGGAACAGUCAUCAGUUCGAAAGGAAGAAAGAAGGGAUGCAAGCAAGGUCUCCACCGUGCUAAUUCUAUUAUUACUACGCGACGAUCAUCCUCAUCAAUAGCGCAUGCUGCAGCGUCGUCAGCAUUCGGCAGGACUCCGCUGUAAAAUAAUCAGAAGAAGAACACAGUCAGUCAGACGCAGAUCACAGUGGAGUCGAGUGGAUUGUACAGUACAUGCACACUCCCUCUUUCUCGAUCUCGACCUCAACCUCUCCUUCUCUCGCUCGCUCUCUCUCCCCGGCGGCUGGCCACUACAUACACAGUACUACUAUUACCACUACUACCACCACCACCACCACCACCACUGCUACUACUACACGCUUUCACUACUACUUUGGUCUUUUCACUCCGCGCGCUUGUUGUUGACCACCGCCUCGUCUCCCCUUCUCUUCCCUCCCUCCUCCCCCCUCCUGCUUCGGGAAUCGGCCAUUCAUCCUUAGCGGAAUCUACUUCCGGUCUUUCUUUGUCGGUUCUAGGUCGGUGGCUUACACGGUCAGCAUCAUCGUCGUCGUCGUCGGCAGCAGCAGCAGCACCACCACCACCUCCUCCAGCGGCG